This is a messenger RNA of Diospyros lotus (date-plum), 1754 nucleotides long. RefSeq names its product protein DETOXIFICATION 14-like. Bases 236 to 1672 code for a protein of 478 amino acids. NCBI's taxonomy places the organism in Eukaryota, Viridiplantae, Streptophyta, Magnoliopsida, Ericales, Ebenaceae. Gene Ontology annotation, cellular component: membrane. Gene Ontology annotation, biological process: xenobiotic detoxification by transmembrane export across the plasma membrane. Gene Ontology annotation, molecular function: antiporter activity; xenobiotic transmembrane transporter activity. The record is from RefSeq and is a predicted model, not a curated record. The transcript is spliced from 8 exons.
GCUGCGGAAUUCUUCAAGAGAAAUCCAAGCGUAGAUGGACAAAUAAGAGAAUUCGCCGGCUUCAACCUUGGCCGCAUAGAGUUAGUUUCCGCCGGACCAGCCAUUCCGAACUGCUUGGAAGCUCAUCUAGACUGCACGCAAAUCUUGCCCCCGUCCUGUUAAUUUACCUGGCUUUGAAUCGUUCGAUCCGCUCUCAUCAGCAGUUGUUGAUCCAAAACCCGCACAGAAGGAAGCGAUGGAAGAGCUUCCUUUACUUAACAGUGAAGAGAGAAAAUCGUUGCCAACAUCGAAGGCGUUCAUGGAAGAGCUAAAGAAGGUAACCCGCAUUGCGGCGCCGAUGGUGGUGGUGACGAUAUCGCAGUUCCUCUUGCGGGUUGUGCCGAUGAUAAUGGUGGGGCACCUCGGCGAGCUCUACCUCUCCAGCACCGCCAUUGCAACCUCUCUCACCAAUGUUACCGGCUUCAGCGUCCUUUUUGGAAUGGCGAGCGCUCUGGAAACCCUCUGCGGGCAAGCUUAUGGGGCAGAGCAAUACCAGAAGCUGGGAGCUUUUACUUUCGGAGCCAUUCUCUCGCUCAUUCUGGUUUGUCUACCAGUUUCUGUUCUUUGGAUCUUCAUGGACAAACUACUCGUCUUCUUAGGCCAAGACCCUGCAAUUUCAGUUGAGGCAGGGAAGUAUGCUAUUUGGCUCAUUCCUUCAUUGUUUCCGUAUGCCAUUCUUGAGUCACUGGUUCCCUAUUUGCAGACCCAGUGUGUGAUCCUUCCCAUGCUCUUGUGCUCAACUGUGACAUUAUCGCUCCAUGUGCCUCUUUGUUGGUUUUUAGUAUUCAAGUUUCAGUUAGGAACGAAAGGUGCAGCUCUGGCCAUCAGUUUAUCGUAUUGGGUGAAUGUGAUCCUGCUAGGUACUUACUUGAAAUAUUCUCCGGCCUGUGAAAAUACUCGACCAUCAUUCUCGAAGGAUGUUUUCCUGAGCAUUGGGGAGUUCUUCCGCUUUGCGCUUCCUUCUGCUGGAAUGAUCUGCCUUGAAUGGUGGUCAUUUGAGUUACUCAUACUGUUAUCGGGACUUUUGCCAAACCCCGAACUUGAGUCUUCGGUGCUUUCAAUAUGCCUUACAACUACCUCAGUGCACUACCUCAUACCCUAUUCUAUUGGUGCUGCCGCAAGCACUCGGGUGUCCAAUGAAUUAGGAGCUGGGAAUUCACGGGCUGCUCGGCUAUCUGUUUGCACUGUGAUGGUUCUUGCUGUGGCAGAGGCCAUUGUUGUGAGCGCAACUCUGUUCUGCUGCCGCUCUAUUCUGGGAUAUGCAUACAGUGACGUUGGGGAAGUAGUGGACUAUGUUAAAGAAAUGACUCCUAUUAUUUGUCUCUCAAUCACCAUGGACAGCUUACAAGCCGUUCUAUCUGGGGUUGCCAGAGGAAGUGGGUGGCAGCAUAUGGGGGCCUAUGUCAAUUUCGGGGCAUUUUAUCUGGUUGGCAUUCCCCUAGCUAUUGUACUGGGCUUCAUUGAACAGUUAAGAGGCAAGGGGAUUUGGAUUGGAAUAGCAACUGGGUCGAUGGUGCAAGUCAUUUUGCUUUCCCUCGUAACAAGUUUCACAAAUUGGCAAAAACAGGCCAAUGAAGCAAGGGAAAGGGUGUUCAAGGGGACACUUCCAGCCAAUGAUGAAUCGAUUCAAUAAUUGCUUUGGAGCAGCUGUUGUAUCAGACAACAUUGGAGUUGAGAUAUGCAGGUUAAACAUUAAUUUUUUUACUGAAGAUUUA